CGUAUAACAUCCUUGAAAGCCCACGCCAACGAGCAAAUUAUCUUUCUGCACGCGUCAUCCGCCGAAGGAAAGCGCUGCCCCAUUUCUUGGGACAACAAACAUCUGUCGUCUGUCAAUAGUGGACCAACCUUCCUGUCACCUCCACUCACACAUCACACACAAUGGCAUCUCAUACCACCCUCACCAGCACAUACGGAGCGCGAGCCGGACUCCCUACUACUGGUCCCCUGGCUUCAUACCUAUUGCGGUUGAUCUCCAUUAAACAGACAAAUCUGUGUCUUUCUGCAGACGUCGAGACCUCCGCCGAACUUAUCCAGCUCGCCGAAGAUGUUGGUGACUCGAUCUGCCUGCUUAAGACUCAUUGCGAUAUUGUCACCGACUGGACAGACCGAACAGCUACAGCACUGAGGGAAAUCGCAAAGAGGAAGUCCUUCCUUAUCUUCGAGGACCGCAAGUUCGCCGAUAUUGGUGAAACCGUGCAGAAGCAGUACACUUCAGGACACCACCGUAUCGCGCUCUGGGCUGAGAUCACCAAUGCCCACAUUGUCCCCGGUCCCGCCAUUGUCACCGCUCUCGAGAAAGCCGCCGAGUCGACGAUUGCGAAGUACAACACUGGCGUACACACCGAGAUUUCUGCUUCGUCUUGCGCCAAGCUGAAUGGUGUAGACGAGGACGACGAUGAGGAUGACGAGGUCCCACCCAUGGACGGUGCUCUCGAGUCGCCUAUGCUGAUGGACGACGGCGAAAGGCGGCUCAGCAUUAAGCCCAUGGACAGGAAGCAGAGCGUUGUCAGCGUCAGCACCACCAUCUCCACACGAACUGAGAGCAUCUCGCCGAGACCAGAGGCACUCAAUGCUUCUAGCGAAACAUUCGACCUUGACACAGUCAAGCAGCUUGUCCGUCUGGGCGAACCCCCCUUCCUGCGCUCGCUCCUUUUGCUCGCCGAGAUGAGCUCCGCCGGACAUCUCAUGACACCGGAGUACCGUCAAGCUAGCGUUGAUGUUGCACGAUCUCACCGCGACUUCGUCAUGGGCUUCAUUGCACAGCGAAGCUUGAACACUGAGCCAGAGGACAACUUCAUCACUAUGACCCCUGGUUGCCAACUGCCACCGCCAGGCCAGGAGGGCGCGAAGCUCGGAGACAGCCUAGGCCAGCAGUACAACACACCGCGAAAGCUGAUUUUCGAGUCAGGCUGUGACAUCAUCAUUGUCGGUCGCGGUAUCGUCCGUGCUCCAGACCGCAAGGCCGAAGCGCAGCGCUACAGGCAAGCAGGAUGGCAAGCAUACGAGGAGAGGAUCGGAAAGGGCCAAUAGCUCUCCAUGGCACACCAUCGGUGUGGGACACGACGAGUAUCUUCGACAUGUCAGCUCCUCGAUUGGAGCAUCACGAAGCAUGAAAGGGCGUAACGUUUGGCAUAU
This is a messenger RNA of Macroventuria anomochaeta, 1418 nucleotides long. Its product is annotated as Orotidine 5'-phosphate decarboxylase. Bases 162 to 1313 code for a protein of 383 amino acids. Gene Ontology annotation, biological process: 'de novo' pyrimidine nucleobase biosynthetic process; 'de novo' UMP biosynthetic process. Lineage: Eukaryota; Fungi; Ascomycota; Dothideomycetes; Pleosporales; Didymellaceae. The record is from RefSeq and is a predicted model, not a curated record. Gene Ontology annotation, molecular function: orotidine-5'-phosphate decarboxylase activity. The transcript is spliced from 2 exons. Gene Ontology annotation, cellular component: cytosol.